Messenger RNA from Sycon ciliatum, 1068 nucleotides. RefSeq lists its product as uncharacterized. Bases 1 to 1068 code for a protein of 355 amino acids. The record is from RefSeq and is a predicted model, not a curated record. NCBI's taxonomy places the organism in Eukaryota, Metazoa, Porifera, Calcarea, Leucosolenida, Sycettidae. The transcript has 8 exons.
AUGGAAUCGCGCUUCGGCCCAACCGCGACCGUCGCAACCCGCGCAACGCGCGACGCACGACCUCGGGUAUAUAAGCGCUUCACCUUCAGUCCCCUGCUCAGUUGCUUUCUUGUAUCGCAAGAGGGAGUUUUGACUACGCUGGACUUUGAGGACUUGAGUGACAGUGGAUCUGCUAUCUUCGCGUCGCUGCAAUUCUUCUUCUCUACUGGGACUCUUGACAUCAUGUCGUCGGUGACAAUGAUAUCACUCGCUAUCGUAGCUGUUCUCUUGGCAACAUGCACCUUGACCAACGGGUUCCAACCUAAGGCAGUUGAAAAAUACAGUCCUUUCUGCCCAAAGGGAAAGCUGGUGGGCUGGUGGAUACUUUAUGACUUUUCUUGUGAUGAUGUGGAUGAGUGUACCACGCGUGAGGGCAUCUGUGAUCAGGAAAUAUUGAAGCAUCCCUAUCCACUGUCUUGUAAAAACUCCAACGGUGGCUAUAGUUGCGAGUUGCCAGGCCCAGCCACAGGCUUACACUAUUCCGGAGACGAGAUUAUAAAAGAUGUUGACAACGGAGUUUUCAGAUUCCAGUGCCCAGAUGGAAAGUUUCCAUACUGCAACCCUGGCACUGAAUGCGAUUAUAGGAGAGGAGCAUUAGCCCCGCUUAAAUGGGAUCAAGACUCCAAACAAUAUAUAUUUUACAACGUGCCAACUUGCAGGCAACUAGCCAUAAAAACCUGCGCAGGCCUUAAAAUCUACCACAGCACAACGCGUGCCCAUGGUUGGAGUGGCUUAGCUUCCUCGUAUGCUGAUGCUGAGAAACAGUGCCAAGGUGGUGGAGGGUUUCAGCAAGUAAAUUUGGCUUUCUCGCAGAUGCAAUUUAACCAAGAUACACUCGACUGCCUCGCAGGAGCGACUAGGCGAACAUGGUUUAAGGAUCAUCAUUCCAUAGGGUACCCAGACAAAGCUAUAAGAUGGGAAGGUGCUGAUGCGAAAUUUCGAGCCCUCUGCAUCUCCCUUCACUAUAGACGCGACAUCGAUCGUUCGUCUCUCAAGCUCACGUUUAAAAACAGAGGUGAGUGCGAGUAA